Laccaria bicolor S238N-H82 is the source of this 634-nucleotide messenger RNA. RefSeq lists its product as uncharacterized. The coding region runs from base 83 to 388 and encodes 101 amino acids. The record is from RefSeq and is a predicted model, not a curated record. NCBI's taxonomy places the organism in Eukaryota, Fungi, Basidiomycota, Agaricomycetes, Agaricales, Hydnangiaceae. The transcript has 2 exons.
UCAUGCGUCUCAUGACAUCGGCUUAGAUUGUCCGCCUGGCGCCAUCUGUGAAAACCCACUGAGCCUAGAUCCUCCACGCGGAAUGUGCAGCAUCUCCGGGGAACUGGCUGGAGAUCAGCUCGCUCGAGCGUCCGUGGAGUUUCCGAAUACCCAUCGCAUUUCUUCUGCAAGCCUCACCAAGUCGCCUUUCGUACCAUUGGGGAAGAGUCACCGGAUUUCCUCCGAGGUGGUUGUGGGCCUCUCGCUUGUGGUUCAGGGUGUCGAUCCGUUUCGACAGGUUGGUCGAAACAUCUUAUGGAGAUUGGGUAAACAGGGCAAGUGUCGUCCUGGCGGACGCGCGGAAAUUCCAAAUCGGAGACUGUUUGGUGUCCUCCACGUCACCUCCUAAAACUCCCAACUCCCUCUAACGUCACCUUAACCUCGUCAUCUACCCAGAUCCCUCUCCGUUGCAAGCCAUACUGUUUCGGCGAUGGCGUAGAAGUUGGCUAGGGAGACAAAUACCUCGGACUGUAAAAGUAGGAGUUGUAGUUGGAGGUAAUAGGACGGUAGUUAUGUAGGCACAGUAAGCAAAACUGUUGGAAUGCGAAGAGACGUUCGCGAGAUGUUUGUUUGAAUUUGAUCCACUUGUCCACUG